UAAAAUUAUGCUGAUUAUCAGAUGGAUGCAUUUACUUUCUCUCUUAAUAUUUUCCAGUUGCCAACUGUGAAAAGUGUGGUCCUGGUUGGACUUGGUACGACGGUCGAUGUUUCCUGUAUGUGAAAGUUAAAAUGUCCUGGGCUAAAGCUGAGAGACUCUGCCUCUCAUUGGAUGGACAUCUGGCCUCAAUGCGCAGUACAAAUGAGUACAACUUCAUCAGAGAGCUUAUCGUCACUGAAUCUGGAAGAGACACACAAACUUGGGUUGGAGGUUUUGAUUCAGCAGAGGAAGGCACCUGGAUGUGGAGUGAUGGUUCCAAGUUUAUGUUUCAUCACUGGGGCCUCGGUGAACCAAGCAAUAGCGGUGGAAACCAAAACUGCAUGGACAUCAACUUUGCAGGACGAGACCAUGUGAAUGAUGAUGUCUGUGGCGUGUUGCUCCCCUUCGUCUGUGCCAGACACGUCAAAGCUCUUCAUGCCUUUUAAUCUGAAAUGCCCAUAUGGCUUUCCUGCUGGUGAUGUCACUUCCACCUGGAUGUCAAGCCCCGAUGACAUCACUGCUGGAAGAACCUGAU
This is a messenger RNA of Xiphophorus maculatus (southern platyfish), 574 nucleotides long. Its product is annotated as ladderlectin-like. Lineage: Eukaryota; Metazoa; Chordata; Actinopteri; Cyprinodontiformes; Poeciliidae. Gene Ontology annotation, molecular function: signaling receptor activity. The transcript is spliced from 4 exons. Bases 132 to 485 code for a protein of 117 amino acids. The record is from RefSeq and is a predicted model, not a curated record.